Molecule: messenger RNA, 643 nt
Organism: Papaver somniferum (opium poppy)
Lineage: Eukaryota; Viridiplantae; Streptophyta; Magnoliopsida; Ranunculales; Papaveraceae
Product: peptidyl-prolyl cis-trans isomerase FKBP43-like
Exons: 4
Coding region: 101-457 (118 amino acids)
Source: RefSeq, a predicted model, not a curated record
GUAACUUAAGGGCUUGAGCUGUUUUUCUUUAGGGUUUUAGGGUUAAACAGAGGCUUCGUCCGCAUUGAAAAUUCUUGGUCGGAAUCCAACAGAGAGGCCAAUGACUAUUUGGGGAGUUGAAUUAGAACCAGGAGAGACAUUCACUUAUCGCUUCAACAAAGCGAACGGAAAGCUACAUAUUUCUCAGUUAACUCCAGGGAAAAUAAUAGAUGAUGAUUGUUUAGAUGAUGUAGUUGAGCUAAAAUGUGAGGUUGGAGAUGGUGAUCAGACGCCCAUCGUCUUAUGUAGGUUCUCUUACAUGAGGCAGCGUGUGUCAUCAUAUGCUCUAAAUUAUGAAUUCGGUGAGGAUGAUGGCGGGUCACCAUUUAUGUUACUGGCAAUUACAGUAUUCAUCUUUCUGGUUAUUUUCUUGGCGAAGGUGAUGGUUGUCGAGAUAAUGGUUCAAUUGAAGAGGUGAACAAUGAGAUUAUGAAGACUAAUAUCAAUAAAGAGGGACUUGAAAUUUCGGUAUCUUUGAAGAUGAAGUGAUUUUAUUUUUAUGUUUGUGUUUUUCUUUUCGGCUUAUAGGUUGCUCAUAUUUAGAGCUAGUACUGUUGUCCCUUGGUUGUUUCCUCCACCGGGCCAAGUUGUCGUAAUUUUGUGU